Gastrolobium bilobum is the source of this 1590-nucleotide messenger RNA. Its product is annotated as probable protein phosphatase 2C 49. Gene Ontology annotation, molecular function: cation binding; protein serine/threonine phosphatase activity. Gene Ontology annotation, biological process: protein dephosphorylation. The record is from RefSeq and is a predicted model, not a curated record. Bases 138 to 1328 code for a protein of 396 amino acids. Lineage: Eukaryota; Viridiplantae; Streptophyta; Magnoliopsida; Fabales; Fabaceae. The transcript is spliced from 4 exons.
UCCCAACAGAAACUGCGAGAGAAUUCCCAAGAAAGCCGUUAAAAAUCAAAUCUUUUUAGAAUAUAACACAGCAUUCAGCUCUGUAAAACGUUGAAUUUCGAGAAGAAGGAGAAGAUUAGAAGAAGAAGCAUAGAAACAUGGUGGCUGAAGCAGAGGUUGUGUGUCAACAAAGCGUGGGUGUGUUGGAUGUGAAGUAUUUUCCAAACAAAGGGAGCAAUAUUCACGAGAUCGGAGAUGCAGAUGCAAUCUCGCCUCCGAGUUUUGAACGAGUUCGUGCUUCUGAAUCAGUCUAUGCUGAGUUACUCACUUCACAAGAAGAUGUUAAGCCUGCAGACAGAAUCUCAGAUGCUGCUCUUGAAUCUGUGGUUCUGCAAUUUGUCCCAUGCAUCCGUUCUGGUAGUUUUUCUGACAUUGGGCCACGAAGAUACAUGGAAGAUGAACAUAUAAGGAUAGAUGAUUUGUCUUCUUAUUUGGGAUCACCAUACAACUUUCCUAAGCCCAGUGCCUUUUAUGGGGUGUUUGAUGGUCAUGGAGGACCUGAAGCUGCAGCUUAUGUAAGAAAAAACGUGAUAAAAUUCUUCUUUGAGGAUGUCAAUUUCCCCCAGACAUCUGAAGUUGAUAAUGUAUUUUUACAAGAGUUAGAGAAUUCCCUCAGAAAGGCAUUUCUUUUGGCUGACUCAGCUUUGGCCGAUGAUUGCAGUGUCAAUACUUCAUCAGGAACUACGGCCCUUACUGCUUUGAUAUUUGGAAGGCUUCUAAUGGUGGCCAAUGCGGGUGACUGCCGAGCAGUUCUGUGUCGUAAAGGAGAGGCCAUUGACAUGUCUAAAGAUCACAGGCCUAUUUAUCCAUCAGAGCGUAGGAGAGUUGAAGAAUUGGGGGCUUACAUAGAUGAUGGUUAUCUCAAUGGGGUUUUAUCCGUUACUCGAGCACUAGGGGACUGGGACAUGAAGUUACCUAAGGGUGCUCCUUCACCUUUGAUUGCGGAACCUGAGUUCCAGCAAGUGAUUCUAACAGAGGAUGAUGAAUUCCUCAUCAUAGGAUGCGAUGGAAUCUGGGAUGUAAUGUCAAGUCAGCAUGCUGUUAGCCUUGUACGCAGAGGCCUAAGACGGCACGAUGACCCGGAGAAGUGUGCUAGGGACCUGGUUAUGGAGGCAUUACGCCUUAACACAUUUGACAAUCUCACAGUGAUCAUUGUAUCCUUCUCUUCACUUGACCACAUGGAGCCAGAGUCAUCCCCACCUCGCCAACGGAAAUUGAGAUGCUGUAGCCUCUCUGCAGAGGCUCUUUGUAGCUUGAGGAGCUUGUUGGAAGGCAGUGCUAGCAACUGAAUGUAUAUAUACAGUUCAUCAAUUAAAAGUGUUGUUGUAGUACUGAUCAUUUAAUGCUGUUUUUGGCUGCUUCAGUUUAGUUAAAACAUUGGAAAAAGCAGUCAUCAUUUUUUACGUUCCGGUUGAUGUACAUAACCCGGGUUAGAGGAUGGCGGUGUAGAUAUGUAAUAUUGUUUUAUUAUCAUUUUGUACUAUAGUCGAUUUUUUUUUCCACGAUGAACGCCAUACUCAUGUCACAUUCUUGUGUGUCAAUAAAAUUUUG